Molecule: messenger RNA, 2436 nt
Organism: Paramecium octaurelia
Lineage: Eukaryota; Ciliophora; Oligohymenophorea; Peniculida; Parameciidae
Source: the annotation of a GenBank genome assembly
AUGGACAAAUAUCAAGUCUCAUCAACUGCCAGAUUCAUAUAUGAAAAGCAUGAGCAGAAUUUCAGGAACUCAGUUUACACAGGAAUAUCAUUUUUUCCAUUUAUUCUAUUGCUCAAACUCAUUUUCCAAUGCACUUUCCUUACAUUAGCAACUGCCUUCAUCACCUCAAUAUUCUACUAUGAAAACAAGUACACCUGGAGAUAUCUUAUAUAAAUUAUCCUCUGUGCUGCUUCAUUAUGGGAAAUCUAAAUUUAUUGUAUCUAAUCUCACGUCUUCACUUUUUUAAUCAAUUUAAUUCUUGUCCCUUAUUGGCCUAUUUAGGUGCUAUUUCAACUUCCAAUAAUACGUUAACCAAGUCACAUUUACAUAUUCCUAUUCAUGAUCACUCUCUUAAGGGCUAUUGAAAUACUGAAAAGAUACCUAUAUGCUAAUAUUUGCAGAAUGAAUGCCCUUCAAUAGGAAUAUGAAGGUAUGAUACUGAAUCUACCUCAUCACAUUCUCUAUUUAGAUGAAAACCUGAAUGUGCUCUUUUCUAGCAAGGCAAUAAAAUUGCAAUCUUUAUCUUAACAGUAAGUGGCAGAUUUCAUACAAAGGAAACAUGUAGGAAUAGCACAAUUCGAAACCAGUGAAUAGCAAUUGAUAGAAUAUCAAGUUAAACCAUGGGAAAACAAUUUAUUAUUAAUUGAAACCUAUUUUUAAAGUCAAGAUGAUUCUUUCUUUACACUAAUGAACGAAAAAAUAAUCAAAUUGCAUGCACUACUAAGUCAAGACUAUACAAAAUGGAAUAAUUUGAGAGCAUUUCGCAUGAUCAAAGAAUCAGAUCUAAGUACUCUAGGUUAAUGUCUAUCUGAAUGUCUUGAUUUGGAACAUUACAUCAUCUCAUAAAUUAUAAGCCCUUCACAAGAUAUCAAGUUAUUUGAUAUAAAAAUCCAAUUAUGUAAUCUAAUCGAAUGUACUGUACUCAAAUUAUAUGAACAUUUUAAUAAAAUUGAUCUAACAUUCGAAAAUGGCAUUCCAGAAUUAGUGGCAGGUGAUAAAACACUACUCAUGUUCAUUUUAUAAACCUUGCUCUUUUCAACUAGAUUUUGUGAUAAAUAAAAAGGUGAAUUAUCUAUUAAAUGCAUUGUAUCACAAAUAAAUCAAGAGAACUCAAGUUAUCAUUUAGAGUUCAUAUUAAUAUUUACAUGCACACCUUCGGUCAUUAAAUUGUAUUCCUAGGUUUUUGGAUUCAGAGAUGCAAAAUUAAAUCUGCAUGAAUAGUUUCUAAUCUAUUGUCUUCAAAUCUGUAAACGAUUAAUGAAACUAAAUAAAAAUGAAUUUAAAUUUUAAACUGAUGGAGAUAAUGUUAUUAUUACCUUUACCUUUUUGAGUUACAUCGCAAGCAAUAAACAAGAUCAUGUGUCUCAAUUCACGGAUAUCACAUUCUCUAGAAUUGUUUUAAAUGAUUAUCAUUAUUAAUGGAAAGAAAAAGUGUAAAUCCUUCCCACAAAAUUCAUGUUAGAUUCUUAAAUUAGAAAAAGUUUAUAAGCAACCACUAAUACUUAAAAUCUACCAGAAUAAAUAACUAAUAAAAUUGAUGUCAAUUUUCCUGAAAUCAGAGAUGAACUCAUCUUAUUACUGGAGAUCACACUUGAGGAUGCCAAAGAUAAAGGUAUCUUUGAUUAGAUAGUCAUUGAUUAAUCUGAGAAUAAUGAUAAAUUUGCAAUCAGUGUAAUCAUUACUAAUUAUUCUAGGAAUAUGCAGAUAGUAUAGCCAAUUCUCCUCCUUCAUUCAAUACUCCUCAAAUUAACCCAACAAAAUUAUCAGAUUUACUGAAAGAGAAGUUCAAAAAAAGAUUGUCAAGGGCCAAAAAAACAAAGAAAAAGAAGAAACUUGUCAAAAAUAAUUACAACGUCGUUUUUCCAAGAAGAAACGACUCAAAUUGUAAAAGUAAUUCAGAACCUGCAAUGUUUAAUUUCAAUCAAGAUGUUUAAUAAAACAGAGAUAAUAGAACCAAUUUAAAAUGGACACAUCGUUGUAAUGUCAUAUAGCCUCCAAAGACAGUUAAUGAGAUACUUUGUUAUGUGUCUAAUAUCAAAUUAUAAAGUGAUAUCAUAACUAAUUUUGGAAAUUCCACUUAUGAUAACUUUGAGAUUAAGAACCCUAUAAUUGUAGUUGAUAUAGUUGAUGUGAUCAGACUUUACAAAGAAUAUUUAUUGGCUGGCAAACAGUUUUACUUUAUUAUGUUGUUUGUUAAAAAGCAAUAAGAAAUUGCAGAUUUUACAGAGAUUGUUCAAAAAAAUGAAUAGGAAUUUGUUCAGUAAAAUCCAAAAUUUUAGUAAACUUAUUUGAUUGGCAUAACAGAAUCUUAAUUAAAACCUUCUUUGUAUGCCUUUUUUAAGUGCAUUAUACCAUUUGGCUAAUGGAAUACGGACAUAAAAUAAAUAAAAGCUUUGA